ACGCCUAUAUCGCCGAUGACGCCCAUGAACUACAUGGAUCCCAACAAUUCUAUGAUGUCCCAAUAUUCGACGAACCAAGUUAGCCCCAUGGAUCCGACACACUCUGCGAACCCCAUGAGCUCGAUAAGUCCAACAAGUGCCACGCAUCUGGCAAACCCUAUGGACCGGAUGAACCCAACGUACCCAGUGGACCCCAUGAGCACGGCCAACCCAACACAGUACAUGAUCCCUGAUAAUCAGACAGGUUUCAAUUUCUCAACUGGCCAAGCUGAUCCCAUGCCCAUGUACUCAGUCUAUCCAAUGGACCCCAUGGGUUCGGCAAACACAACAGACUCCAUGACCUCGAGUAACCAGGCAGGUAUGAUGAACUCAACUCAUCAAGCUGAGCCAACAAGCGCAAUGUACCCAGCGGAUCCUACAAAUUGGGGAAAUCCUGUGGACCCUGCUCCCGCGACUGUUACAAGUACACAACAGUCCGCGAGCUCGGCAGACUCAAGGAAGUCUACGAAUACGAUGGACCCCCCGCCAGUACCAGCUUCAGCACAAGCACAGACGGACACUCCAAGGAAUACCAGUAAAGGCAAGUCGCGUAAGAAGUCCAAUCCAAUUCAACUCAACCAUGCAAUGGAUGAGGGACUUGCGCAACCGAACCGGAGCCUAUCAAACUACCUGCUCACUGUCAUACCUCUUCAGGAUGAGGACAAACCUCUCCUUGAGCACUUUGUUGAUAACGUGGUGCGGGUAGUACUUCCCAUUCCAGAGAUCUACCCCGGGAAUCAGACACACGUGACGGAGAUUGUGAACUCGCUGCAGAAUAACCGUGCAUACCUCCAUUGUUGCCUCAGCGCAUCCGCCAUUCAUCUCAAGGCCUGCAGACGGCUGGAGGAUCAGGUGGAUCCUGAGAUCAUGGACCAUCGUUUCACUGCCAUCUCCCAGCUUUCACGAGCAUUAUUACGGGGUAACGGGGACAUGCAUGUCCUGAAUGGCACGCUCGCUCUGAUUUUCUUCUACAGUGCCGUCAGCAGCCCGGAGGAUUAUCUUCCCGAUAUUUCAUGGACUCAUCACUUCACCGCGGUAUGGAAUCUCGUCAAGAAGCUGGAUCGCCCACCAUCUCCAUUUAAUGUCUCUCUGAUUGCCUGGAUCGAUAUCCUGGGGUCUACCAUGGUGGGAAGGACUCCCGCCUUUUCACAUACGUAUCGCACAAAGAACAUGCGGGGCAUCAGUUCAGGGCUUGAACGACUCAUGGGCUGUGAUGAUCGCAUCAUGUACUUGAUCUCGGAGAUUGCGUGUCUUGAGGAUCUGAUCGCUGAUCCUUCAGCCGGGAUGGUGGAAGCUGAAAUGAGGAAACAGUUCGCGGAUCUCAUUGCACAGUUAAGCUGGACCGAACCGCCCAACAAGAACUUCGAGAAUGUCUUCGCCGGUAGCGGAAAGAUUAAGCCAGACAAGCUGACGAAGCUUAUAAGUGGGAUCUUCCGGACUGCUGCCCGCAUCUAUCUCUACAGUGUUAUGCCCGGGUUCAAUUACCACGAUGGUACGAUCAUGAAUUUGGUCGGCUCUAUUGCGGAUACUCUUUCGUACAUCCCGUCAGGCCCUCACGGUUUCGAUCGCUGUCUCGCAUGGCCAUUGUUCAUGGCAGGAGUACAUUCCGUGUCAUCCAGUCAUUUCCGCAGGGUCUUGACAGAAAGGGUAGCAGCUCUGGGCUACAAAGGGAGGUUUGGUAGUUUCGGCCAGAUGUAUCGGAUCCUGAAAGAAGUCUGGAAGGCAACAGAUGGACCCCUCACUACUCCUGAGAAUGUCAACCAGGCUCAGCAAGCAGGUCCGUCUUCGUCUCAACUUGCCAGAUAUGAUGAAGCUAUUGAGUUGGAAGUAUCCUUGGGGCAUACGCCUCUCUGGCGGGCGAUCAUGAAGCACAAGAAAUGGGAGUUCUUGAUCAUGUAA
Molecule: messenger RNA, 1938 nt
Organism: Aspergillus niger
Lineage: Eukaryota; Fungi; Ascomycota; Eurotiomycetes; Eurotiales; Aspergillaceae
Exons: 1
Biological process (GO): positive regulation of transcription by RNA polymerase II
Cellular component (GO): nucleus
Molecular function (GO): DNA-binding transcription factor activity; transcription cis-regulatory region binding
Source: RefSeq, a predicted model, not a curated record